GCGAUCGCUUUAAAAAAAAGUAGGUCCUUAAUGGAAACAAUUCCCCCCCCCCCCGCUACUACUUCCGGUCUCAGAAGGAAAACAAUGAAGCUGCGUUGGUGACAUUGGAAGCUGAUUCUUUGAGGCCGGCGGAUAAAGUUCGACCCCGGCCUUGCUCCGGGUCAGAUUGGAAAAGACGUGUAUUGCUUCCUGGCGCUUCCCUGCCUCCCUUUCCAGGCUGCAAAGAUGGCGGGCCCCAAGAAGUGCCCAGACUGCGGCUCCCUGGACAUCGUGGAGGACUCUCACUACUCUCAGAACCAGCUGGUGUGCGCAGACUGUGGCUUCAUUCUCACCGAAGGGCUCCUCACCACCACCUUCUCCGAGGAGCAGCAUCUGCAAGAAGUGACUUACUCACGCAGCACUGGUGAGAACGAGCAGUUGAGCCGCUGUCUGCAGCGAGGGAUCAAACGUGUUCGGGAUCUCUGCAAAGUUCUUCAUCUUCCUUCUCUGUUUGAAGAGACAGCUGUGAGUUAUUACCAACAGGCCAUCAAGCACCCCUGCUUCAGCUUGGUCCACUUAGAGAAGAAGGAGAUUAUUGUGGGCUGCUGUGUCUUUGUCACCUGCCGGCAACACAACUGGCCCCUGACUAUGGGCACAGUCUGCUUGUUACUCUAUGCCGAUAAAGAGGUGUUUGCUGGGGUCUACAUGCAGUUUUUGAAGGAAAUGUCAUUGGAUGUUCCUUCCCUGAGCUUGAUAGAUUUAGUGAAGGCACAUCUCAACAGUUUCAAGCUUUUUCAGCAGUCAUCUGACAUCCCACCCAAAUUUGUUGAAGACAAAGAGCAGUUGGUGGAGAGGACUAUUCAGAUAGUGGAGCUUUCCAGUGAAACAUGGCUGGUGACUGGCCGGCGUCCCAUCCCCAUUGUGAUGGCAGCAGCCUUCCUGGCAUGGCAAUCUCUGAGACCUCUUGAUCGCUUCCGUUGCACUCUUUCUGAGUUCUGCAAACUCGCAGGCACAGAUGUGCCACCGCCAGCUCACCGGAGGCUGAGAGAGCUGCAUAACAUCUUUCUCCAGAUGGCUUCUCAUUUGGCCUGGCUCCAAGUGCUCAAAGUGAAUAAGAGGACUGUGGCAAAGUAUGUUGAUGACCUCCUGAAGCAUCGUCAUGUGCUUUUGCAGACUGUUUUUUCCAGAAUGGAUAGCACUGAAGGUUGUAAUCUAGAGGGCUCAGCACCAGAGGUACCACAGCAGCUUAUAAAAGGAAGCUCUGUAAUGAUGGGGAAAAAAUCCCUUCUAGGAGGGGGGCAGAAAGGUGGCCGUAAGCGGGUGCCUUUGCUCCCACCUUGCAUGCUGAAUCCCAAGAAGUUGUUGAAGUCUCCUGAUCUGCGCCCUGAGGACUCUGCUAUCACCGGGGAUGAGCCAAUUUCAGAUAGCGAGUUAGAACAAUACAUCCGAACGUCAGAAGAAGAGGAGGUAUUUAGGGAGGCUCAGAGAGCCUUAAAUCACUGUAGCCACAAAUGAUUCUGGGAAUGUACAAACGGCAGUUGGUGUUGGUUCAUCCGAGAGCGAUUUCUUUUUAUUUUAGGGGCUCUUCUCUUAUGGUUCAAAUAGCACUUUUCUCUUGCACCCACAUCAAAAAGGGCAUCUAUGAAAUAAAAGAACUUCAUAUCCCAGUUAAUAAAGCCUUUCCUUUAAAAAGUCUUUUUAUACUUAUCUGCCCCCCAGCUUUUCUUCCUUGUCCUCUAUAAUAGCAUAAUGGUGAAGAAAGGCUGGAGACAAAUACAGACCUUCUUGACUUGUUUGUUGCAUUUCACGUGUGGAUAUUAUUGGUUCUGAAUGAAGUUUGUUGAAACUCUG
Messenger RNA from Anolis carolinensis (green anole), 1830 nucleotides. It is a transcript of the gene brf2, whose product is annotated as BRF2 RNA polymerase III transcription initiation factor subunit. Gene Ontology annotation, molecular function: TBP-class protein binding. The coding region runs from base 226 to 1494 and encodes 422 amino acids. Gene Ontology annotation, cellular component: nucleus; transcription preinitiation complex. Lineage: Eukaryota; Metazoa; Chordata; Lepidosauria; Squamata; Anolidae. The record is from RefSeq and is a predicted model, not a curated record. The transcript has 4 exons. Gene Ontology annotation, biological process: DNA-templated transcription initiation; transcription preinitiation complex assembly.